Messenger RNA from Podospora bellae-mahoneyi, 276 nucleotides. RefSeq lists its product as uncharacterized. The record is from RefSeq and is a predicted model, not a curated record. Bases 1 to 276 code for a protein of 91 amino acids. The transcript has a single exon. Lineage: Eukaryota; Fungi; Ascomycota; Sordariomycetes; Sordariales; Podosporaceae.
AUGUUAGAGACAAAAGAGCUAAAUAUCGGCCAACGAAGAAAGGGCUUCACGUACAGGAGCGAUGUUGGUGACACCGCCAAGGCAGGCUGCGAUAUUGCUGAGGCUCAAAGUUGGAAUGGCACCAAGCAGGCAAAGAGCCUGGAAGAGAGGGAUGCCGACGAGGCUGUUGACGCAGGUGUUGACGUCCACUGGAGUAAGGAUGACCUGGUGGUCUACAAGGACGGGGGCAGUGUCCGUCUGGGCGGGGGCAGCAAGGCCGGUGGUAAUAGAUACUGA